This is a messenger RNA of Cottoperca gobio, 1061 nucleotides long. Its product is annotated as small ubiquitin-related modifier 2-like. The transcript has 4 exons. Lineage: Eukaryota; Metazoa; Chordata; Actinopteri; Perciformes; Bovichtidae. The record is from RefSeq and is a predicted model, not a curated record. The coding region runs from base 116 to 403 and encodes 95 amino acids. Gene Ontology annotation, molecular function: protein binding.
CGCGCAAUGGCGCGUGACCGCGCACGUUCGGUUCGAAUCAUUUAACCAGGAACGCGUACGUGCGCGUACCCGUAUUCUUUGUGUGGCAGCGUAGAGAAGCGCCAAAAGAGUGACCAUGGCUGAUGAAAAACCAAAGGAAGCAGUAAAGACAGAAAGCAAUGAACACAUAAACCUGAAGGUAGCAGGUCAGGAUGGAUCUAUAGUGCAGUUCAAGAUCAAAAAACACACCCCGCUCAUCAAACUCAUGAAGGCCUACUGCGAUAGACAGGGACUGUCAAUGAGGCAAAUCAGGUUCAGAUUUGAUGGACAGCCAAUAAAUGAGACAGACACACCAUCACAGUUGGAAAUGGAAGAUGAAGAUACAAUUGAUGUGUUUCAACAACAGACGGGAGGCCUCAUUUAAUCAACCACAUGCUUCACCAUUUUCUUUCUCAACACAUCCAACCUUCCCGGCCUGCGAGACACAGCGGCUGCUUCUUUGCAACAUGUCCUAUUGUCUCAACAGAAUUCCAUGCAGAAUAAGUUCUAGUUUCUCUGCUCCACAAUACUGCUGUAUAGUAUUUUCAGUCUUGCCCUUGUUACGUUUCUGUUUUUGUACAUAAACCACACCCAGGUUUUGUUUGUUCAUGCUGUAUUGUGGUAAAUGUUAAGGACUUCCUCUUGCAAGGUUGCAGACAGAUAGGACUGGUGAUAGAAUGAGACUAAAUACAACUGACUUUACUGAUCUAAUGUCGUUGGGCUAGGCUUAGUUAGACUCCAGAAAAUCUCAUCUUAAACUGUACUAUUUUGGGGCUGGAUAUCACCACUUGGGGAACGGUAUACCCAGUUUGGGAAUGGGGAUGCAUUGUCAUUUGGUUUCUGUUAUCUUCAGAACAACUAUUUGAUUUUAUACAUUUUUAUAUAGUAGUGGAUGUGUAGAGAAAUGUUUGAUUAAUCGUUUGACUAGGCCAAGCUUCAAAUUUUGGGAAGCUUGAAGAGAUGUCUCAUGAAAUAAACAUCUGUAUUGUCUUUUAAGAUGCCUGUUCAAAUAAAACUAUUGUCUUUUUCCAAACUUCAACUAA